Molecule: messenger RNA, 2117 nt
Organism: Lynx canadensis (Canada lynx)
Lineage: Eukaryota; Metazoa; Chordata; Mammalia; Carnivora; Felidae
Gene: SFRP2
Product: secreted frizzled related protein 2
Exons: 3
Coding region: 381-1265 (294 amino acids)
Biological process (GO): canonical Wnt signaling pathway; negative regulation of canonical Wnt signaling pathway; non-canonical Wnt signaling pathway
Molecular function (GO): Wnt-protein binding
Source: RefSeq, a predicted model, not a curated record
UUCUCAACGGAAAACAAGACCUAGAGAGUAGUGACCAACCCUCCUCGGAUUACUCUGCACUGGCUCCUCCCUUUCUUCCCCCCUCCCCACCUCCAGAUUUGCAUAAAAAAGGCCAAGAAAACUCUGGCUGGGCCCCAGCAGUGGCUCACUCUGCUCCCCCGGGUCGGAGCCCCCCGGAGCUGAGCUCGGGCUUGCAGCGCGAAGCUGAGUGGAGAGCUUCUCGCCCGCACAGUCCUCCCGGCGCCCGGCGUCUCGGCCGCCCGCUUUCCAGGCCCCCCGAACCGCCCAGAGCAGAGCGAGCGAGCCGGGACGAACUCCGCCCCGGCUGCCUCCCGCUUCCCCGGCUCCGCUCUCCGCCCCCCGGGGGUCGCGCGCCCACGAUGCCGCAGGGCCCUGGCUCGCUGCUGCUGCUCGUCCUCGCCUCGCACUGCUGCUUGGGCUCCGCGCGCGGGCUCUUCUUCGGCCAGCCCGACUUCUCCUACAAGCGCAGCAACUGCAAGCCCAUCCCGGCCAACCUGCAGCUGUGCCACGGCAUAGAGUACCAGAACAUGCGGCUGCCCAACCUGCUGGGCCACGAGACCAUGAAGGAGGUGCUGGAGCAGGCGGGCGCCUGGAUCCCGCUGGUCAUGAAGCAGUGCCACCCAGACACCAAGAAGUUCCUGUGCUCGCUCUUCGCCCCGGUCUGCCUCGAUGACCUGGACGAAACCAUCCAACCGUGCCACUCUCUCUGCGUGCAGGUGAAGGACCGCUGCGCUCCAGUCAUGUCCGCCUUCGGCUUCCCCUGGCCAGACAUGCUCGAGUGCGACCGUUUCCCCCAGGACAACGACCUCUGCAUCCCCCUCGCGAGCAGCGACCACCUCCUGCCGGCCACCGAGGAAGCUCCAAAGGUAUGUGAAGCCUGCAAAAAUAAAAAUGAGGAUGACAACGACAUAAUGGAAACUCUUUGUAAAAAUGAUUUUGCACUGAAAAUAAAAGUGAAGGAGAUAACCUACAUCAACAGAGAUACCAAAAUCAUCCUGGAGACCAAGAGCAAGACCAUUUACAAGCUGAAUGGUGUGUCUGAAAGGGACCUGAAGAAGUCGGUGCUGUGGCUCAAAGACAGCUUGCAGUGCACCUGCGAGGAGAUGAAUGACAUCAACGCGCCCUAUCUGGUCAUGGGACAGAAGCUGGGUGGGGAGCUGGUGAUCACCUCAGUGAAGCGGUGGCAGAAGGGGCAGAGAGAGUUCAAGCGCAUCUCCCGCAGCAUCCGCAAGCUGCAGUGCUAGUUUGCCCCCAGGCCAGCUCCAGGGCUAGGCUGACCAUCUCCGCUCUGGGUCCUCAGCUCUCAUUCCCCAAGCACAGGCUCUUGCAGCUCCAGCCCCCGCCUGGAGCGGCUUCCCUCGCCUUUUGCACGUUUGCACCCCCAGCAUCUCCUGAGUUAUAAGGCCUUAGGAGGCCUCGGGAAGGGGUAGCUGUUUUCACAUAAAGGAAAACCCCACCCAGAUCAUGUAGAAAUGUUUAAACUAAUAAAAUCAUGAAUAUUUUUAUGAAGUUUUUAAAUAGCUCGCUUUAGUGUUGAAUAGCUACAACCGUGACUUGGGUCUGAUAUUUUUGGUUUUCUGUUUGGUUUGGGUCAGCUGUUUUUCACUUUCUGCUAAGGUUGCCAUAACGUGCAAAUAGCUUCAUUUUUCAAUGUGGCCCAAACUGUUGUGGGUCACAAACCUCGUUGAGAUAAAGCUGGCUGUUAUCUCAACAUGUCUCGGCUCCAGCCUGAGACUCAGAGCCUAAGUCUUAAAAUUCACUUGUCAUUUCACAACCUCAUUGGGAACUUACAGCAGUAGCAUGUUAUUACAUUUCCAGGUAGAGUACUUCCAUUUAUAAAGAGCACAUUAACCAUCACAGCACGAGUUCUUCAAAUAAAGGGCAAACAGACAGAUUUCAUAAUUGACCUGAGUACUUUAAGCUUUGUUUAAAACAUUUUUUACUUAAUUUUGCAAAUUCAACCAUUGUAGCUUACCUGUAAUAUACAUAGUAGUUGACCUUAAAAAGUUGUAAAAAUAUUGCUUUAACCAACACUGUAAAUAUUUCAGAUAAACAUUAUAUUCUUGUAUAUAAACUUUACAUCCUGUUUUACCUAC